This is a messenger RNA of Beta vulgaris subsp. vulgaris (sugar beet), 1552 nucleotides long. Its product is annotated as probable beta-1,3-galactosyltransferase 12. NCBI's taxonomy places the organism in Eukaryota, Viridiplantae, Streptophyta, Magnoliopsida, Caryophyllales, Amaranthaceae. The coding region runs from base 118 to 1230 and encodes 370 amino acids. Gene Ontology annotation, cellular component: Golgi membrane. The record is from RefSeq and is a predicted model, not a curated record. The transcript has 7 exons. Gene Ontology annotation, molecular function: hexosyltransferase activity.
UACACAGUUGACACUUGACUAAAACAUUGACACAGAACUCAAGGAAACUCUCCUCACUUCAUCAGAUCCAACCACACUCUGAAUUCAGUGAUUCACUAUUCAUUGCUCCGCGCAAAAAUGCCGCGAAGUUCUCCACUACUACCAUCCUCCGACAACCACCCUUACUCAAAAUCCGAAAAGACCAAAAAACCCUUCCUCUCAUCCCCUCACACUUCCCGUACUCCCUUACCCUUAAUCGUCUUUUCCACAUUCUGCCUCCUCAUCGGAAUCUCCGGCACUAUUUUCUCUCUCCUCUCUCUCUCCCGCAACCAAUCUACUCCCGUCUUCCGCUGCGGCCGCGUACACGACACUUUCCGUGGACACUAUUUAUCAACGUCUCACAAUCAACGAUCUUCAAAUAUCAAUGGUGUUGCUGGAAAUUCUCUUGAUCGCCCCAAAUUUCUAGGGUUUGUUGGUAUUUUGACUGAGAUUGACUCCGUUGACCGACGUAAUGCGUUGAGGAGUACUUGGUUUCCUUCUGAUCCUCAAGGUCUUUUAAGGUUGGAACAUGCUACUGGUUUAGCCUUUAGAUUUGUGAUUGGCCGGUCAAAAGAUGCUAAAAAGAUGGCUCACCUGAACGAAGAGGUGGAGAAAUAUAAAGAUUUUAUGCGUAUAGACGUUGACGAAGAAUAUGCUAGUCCUCCAUACAAAACCCUGGCUUUUUUUAUAGCUGCAUUUGACCUUUUUGAAGCAGAUUACUAUGUUAAAGUCAGUGAUGACAUAUAUUUACGUCCAGACAGAUUGGCCACACUUCUAGCUAAAGAGCGAACUGAGUCUAGGACUUAUAUAGGCUGCAUGAAGAAAGGACCUGUCAUCACCGAUCCUAAAAUGAAAUGGUAUGAAAGUCAAGGACACCUUAUUGGAAAUGAAUACUUUUUGCAUGCUUAUGCUCCCUUAUAUGUUCUCUCCGCUGAGGUGGUUGCCUCAUUGGCUACUUCCAGGAAUAACAGUUUGAGAAUAUUUAGCAAUGAGGACGUAACCAUUGGCUCAUGGAUGCUUGCUAUGAAUGUUCAUCAUGAAGAUAAUCGAGCUAUAUGUGAUUCUCGUUGCACACCAACAUCGAUCGGGGUGUGGGAUAUUCCAAAAUGUUCUGGUCUAUGCAAUCCAGCUGCAAGGCUAAAGGAACUUCAUGAGAGUAGUAUGUGCUCUAAAAGUCCAACGCUUCCACCGGAUGAGGAUGAUGAUAGAUAAGUCUCUCUGAGCAUCACUUGUGUUCAAUUAACUUUUACAGUUCAAUUGCGUCUUUGUUACUGUUACUUGAAAUGCAAUUGGACUGGAUAAUUGUGUGAAGGACGUGUAAAAUUUCAUAAUGUACACUAGGCAUUCUUUUCACAGGUGAUCCAUGUAUCUAGGUUAUAGUCAAUAUCACAAAGAUGUAGAAUUACUGUCAGUUAUUAGGAGAAAUAUUCUUCUGUUGUAUCAUUAUUCGAUUAUAACGCCUGCUCUUUUUGUUCAUUCAGAGCAAAACUUCUGGUUUACUGUAAUUAAAUUAAACUUCCAAGUUUCACUAUCA